AUGGGCUGUGAGCUAGGAGGUGGCAAAAGUCCCGGAAACCUGGUCAGCAGAGGCCUGGGCAGCCUGCCCCAAGCCCUGGGCCUAGAAACGUGCCCUGUUUCCCCGCCCAGUCCCCCUGGAGUGCCCACACUCCGGGCCCCACAACCCAAGGUGGAUCUUUGCUGGAGCCCUGGAGACUUGACGGAGAAAGAAGAGCUGGUGGGGCGCCUGGCCCAAGCCAUCGAGGGUGGGGACGAGAAGGGGGCAGCCCAAGCAGCGGCCACCCUGGCCCGACACCAUGUGGCUCUGAGUGUCCAGCUCCAGGAGGCCUGCUUCCCUCCUGGCCCCAUCAGGCUACAGGUGACAGUUGAGGACGCCGCGUCCUCUGCCCACGUCUCACUGCACGUUCACCCCCACUGCACCAUUGCGACCCUCCAGGAGCAGGUGUUCUCGGAGUUUGGCUUCCCACCAGCUGUGCAGCGCUGGGUCAUUGGGCGGCGCCUCUGUGUGCCCGAGUGCAGCCUCGCUUCCUACGGGGUCCAGCGGGAUGGGGACCCCGCUUUCCUCUACCUGCUCUCAGCCCCGCGAGAAGCCCCAGGACGCAGCCCUCAGCGUCCCCAGAAGAUGGAUGGGGAACUAAGUCGCCUGUUUCCUCAGUCACUGGGGCAGCCCAGAGCUCCUCUGCCAGCCACCUCCAGCCUCCCCAGCCCCCUUCAGCCUGGCUGGUCCUGCCCUUCCUGCACGUUCAUCAAUGCUUCCAGCCGACCCGGCUGUGAGAUGUGCAGCACCCAGAAGCCCUGCACUUGGGACCCCCUUCCUGCAGUUUCCACCCCGCUGGCAAAGGUCACAAGGAGAGAGGAUGGCCCUGUCCCUCCAGGCUCAAGGUCCCUGGACCCCCUCCUAAAACUCUCAGGAGACCUUUGCUGACUGCUUGCUAGGGGUCAAGCCAGGGUUGUGGAGGGGCCACAAUCAGGAGUCAUUAAAGGCACUUCUGAGCCGGCU
Molecule: messenger RNA, 981 nt
Organism: Puma concolor (puma)
Lineage: Eukaryota; Metazoa; Chordata; Mammalia; Carnivora; Felidae
Source: RefSeq, a predicted model, not a curated record